Messenger RNA from Sparassis crispa, 1248 nucleotides. Its product is annotated as 3-ketoacyl-CoA thiolase, peroxisomal. The coding region runs from base 1 to 1248 and encodes 415 amino acids. NCBI's taxonomy places the organism in Eukaryota, Fungi, Basidiomycota, Agaricomycetes, Polyporales, Sparassidaceae. Gene Ontology annotation, biological process: phenylacetate catabolic process; fatty acid beta-oxidation. The transcript is spliced from 4 exons. Gene Ontology annotation, molecular function: acetyl-CoA C-acyltransferase activity. The record is from RefSeq and is a predicted model, not a curated record. Gene Ontology annotation, cellular component: peroxisome.
AUGUCGUCCUUUGCACAACGCAUCAGCAGCUUUACCACGACGUCCCCCAAGGCGAAGAUCCUCGCACAGCACGACGACGACGUGGUCAUCGUCGCCGCCGUCCGCUCAGCCAUCACGAAGGCAAAGAAGGGCGGCUUCAAGGACACCCGUCCAGAGGAGAUCCUCUCAGGCAUCUUCCGCGCCGCGUACUCUAAGGCUGGCCUCGACCCGAGGCUCAUCGAGGACAUUGCCGUAGGCAACGUCCUUCCCCCCGCCGGCGGUGCGAGCGCUGCGCGCAUGGCCGCCCUCCACGCUGGUAUCCCAAACACUGUACCCAUCAACACUGUCAACCGCCAGUGCUCCUCGGGUCUUACCGCCAUUAACCACAUCGCCGCGGAGAUCAUCUCUGGCCAGAUUGAUAUUGGCAUCGGUGCGGGCGUCGAGUCGAUGACGUUCGGGUUCGGCGCGCGCGCCCAGGCCGACGGGUUCUCAGAAGCGGUGCUCUCGACUCAAGAAGCGGAGGACUGCCUGAUCCCGAUGGGGAUCACGUCCGAGAAUGUAGCAGCGGACUAUGGGAUCACGCGCGAGGUGCAGGACGCGUUUGCCGCCUCCUCCUUCCAGAAAGCCGCCGCAGCACAGUCGGCGGGCAAGUUCGCCGCGGAGAUCGUGCCGCUGGAGGUGACCUGGGUGGACCCUAAGACGGAGCGCGAGACGCGGGUGGUAGUGGACCGCGACGACGGGGUGCGCGAGGGCGUCACGGCGGCGUCGCUUGGGAAGCUAAAACCCGCGUUCAAGGCGGACGGGAGCACGCACGCCGGAAAUGCGUCGCAGGUGUCGGACGGUGCCGCGGCGGUGGUGCUCGCGCGCCGGUCGACCGCGGCGCGCCUCGGCUUGCCGGUCGUGGGCAAGUUCGUAGCGGCGGCGGUGGUGGGGGUGCCACCGCGAAUCAUGGGCGUGGGUCCUGCAUACGCGAUCCCGCGCGUACUGGAGAAGACGGGGCUCGGGCUGGCAGACGUAGACUUUUUUGAGAUCAACGAGGCGUUUGCGAGCCAGGCGGUGUAUUGCGUACAGAAGCUCGGGAUUCCGGUGGAGAAGGUGAACGUGAAUGGUGGAGCGAUCGCCAUUGGGCACCCGCUUGGAUGCACGGGGGCACGCCAGGUCGCGACGGGCUUGAAUAUCUCGAAGCAGACGGGGGCGAAGGUGUUUUGCACGAGUAUGUGCAUCGGCUCUGGGAUGGGCAUGGCUGCCAUAUUCGUGAGCGAGCAGUGA